AUGCACCUCUCUGCACAUACCUGGAUGCGCCCCGAGCCGCUCGAAACAACUCUCCAACGCCUCAGCACUCUCGGCUACACAAGCAUCGAACUCGAAGGCGAACCAUCCCUUUACCCCAUUGAGCCCACCCGCCGUCUCCUCGCAAAAUACAACAUCAAAUGCUGGGGCACCGUCACCAUCAUGCAAGGCACUCGUGACCUGACCGCCGCCGAUCCGCAACAGCGCCGUGACACUAUCCGAUACAUCAAAGAUGUAAUCUCCUUUUCGUCAGCUCUAGGAGGCGAGAUUGUAACCAUCGUACCCGCCCUCGUCGGCAAAUUGGUUCCAACAGCCUCUCCGGAAGAGGAGUGGACAUGGGUCGUUGAAGCACUACGUGAAAUAGCUCUCUUCACGAGCACGAACCAUCCACGUAUCAAGCUUGGUAUCGAGCCCCUCAACCGCUUUGAGACGUACUUUUUGAACCGCACCGAUCAGGCUCUUGCACUCAUCGACCAAGUUGACAGUGACCGCUACGGAAUUGCAUUUGAUCCGUUCCAUCUCGCCCUCGAAGAGAAGGAUAUGCUAUCCGCAAUCCGGAAAUGCACAUCCCGAAUCACAGACUUUCAUGCCGCGGAUCACAAUAGACUGGCCGCUGGAGAUGGGAGAUUUGAUUGGAAUGAGAUUGUGCAGACCCUGAAACAUAGUGGGUAUGAUGGUGCUCUUGCGGUUGAGUGCAUGCCGCCCGUCGAUCGUUCCCCGGUUGGCAGAUAUGGUUUGGAACAAACGGAGAGCCUGAAAAUGAGUACUGAGGUGUCACCGGAACGAUUGCAGUUUAUCAUUGAUCAUGGAUCUGCGUUGCUUUCGGAUGAGUAUUAUACUUAUUUGAUGAGAAAGUCUGCAGAAACACUGAAGCCUUUUGUCUGA
Talaromyces amestolkiae is the source of this 903-nucleotide messenger RNA. RefSeq lists its product as uncharacterized. The transcript has a single exon. Lineage: Eukaryota; Fungi; Ascomycota; Eurotiomycetes; Eurotiales; Trichocomaceae. The coding region runs from base 1 to 903 and encodes 300 amino acids. The record is from RefSeq and is a predicted model, not a curated record.